CCGAGGACGGGGCGCAUGAGAUUCAUCCGAGGUCGACGAGCAUGUCGGACGUUGCCCGCCCCGCCCCCCGCCGGUGCCCCACAUAGUCCUACCGCACAGCGGCCACUCGCUUUUGGCCACGAUCCCAACCCGUUAUGGCAGUCUCGGGCUAAUCUGCGAUCGUCCACUGCGAGCCCUUCAAGCGAGACGGCCGUCGCACAUCGUACCAUCCUCUCGCCCUCGAAUAAAUACCCUUGGCCGUCGGGAACGAGCUCAGAUCGACACCCCCGCCCCCGCCCAUCAUGUCCGUCUUCCAAGCGACCACCUCUGCCCCGGUGAACAUCGCCUGCAUCAAGUACUGGGGAAAACGCGACACCAAGCUCAUCCUGCCUACAAACUCGUCGUUAUCCGUCACCCUCGACCAAGAUCACCUCAAGGCGACCACCACGUCGCGUGCGGACGCGUCAUUCGAGAAGGACAGGCUAUGGCUUAACGGCACCGAGGAGGAGAUCAAGGAGGGCGGGCGUCUGGCCACAUGCAUCGCGGAGAUGAAGCGUCUGCGACGAGAGGUCGAGGAAAAGAACCCCGCUGAGCCCAAGAUCUCCGGCUACAAAGUCCACAUCAGCUCGUACAACAACUUCCCCACCGCCGCUGGCCUCGCUUCCUCCGCCGCGGGCUUUGCUGCCCUCGUCUCCUCCCUCGCGGCCAUGUACAAGCUGCCCUCGACCCCCUCCGAGCUCUCCCUCAUCGCGCGUCAAGGCUCCGGCUCGGCCUGCCGCUCGCUCUUCGGUGGCUACGUCGCCUGGGAGCAGGGUACCAAGGACGACGGAUCCGACUCUUAUGCGGUCGAGAUCGCGCCGCGCGGGCAUUGGCCCGACAUCCACGCGCUCAUCUGCGUCGUGUCGGACGACAAGAAGGGCACGUCCUCGACCUCGGGCAUGCAGCGCACGGUCGAGACCAGCGAGCUCCUCCAGCACCGGAUCAAGCACGUCGUCCCGAAGCGGAUGAAGGACAUCUCCGAGGCCAUCCUCGCGCGCGACUUUGACGCCUUCGCCCGGCUCACGAUGCAGGACUCGAACCAGUUCCACGCCGUCGCGCUCGACACGUACCCGCCCAUCUUCUACAUGAACGACGUCAGCCGCGCGAUCGUCGCCGUCGUGACCGAGUACAACCGCGUCGCGCUCGAGACGACGGGACACCUCAAGGCCGCGUACACGUACGACGCCGGCCCGAACGCGGUCAUCUACGCCCCGAAGGAGAACAUCCCCGAGAUCGUGCAGCUGAUCGUCAAGUACUUCCCGCAGGCGGACCCGUUCAAGGACCCGUUCGGGCUCUUUGGCGCCGCUGGCGUCGGCGAGGGCAAGCUCCCGGAGGGCUUCAACGCGGCGGUCGCGAAGCCGUUCACGAUUGGCGCCGUCAAGGGCUUGAUCCACACGCGCGUCGGCGAUGGUCCGCGGGUGUUGGGUGCGGAGGAAGCGCUCCUCGGCGCCAACGGUUUACCAAAAUCUGCAUGAGAACACAGUGGAAUGUAUGAUAUUUAUCACCGGGUCUCGCUUGGAUGGUGCAAUUACUAGAGUUUUAGUGGCAUACUACUCUCGAGUCGUGAAAUCGGUACAUCGUGAACGGC
Molecule: messenger RNA, 1606 nt
Organism: Punctularia strigosozonata HHB-11173 SS5
Lineage: Eukaryota; Fungi; Basidiomycota; Agaricomycetes; Corticiales; Punctulariaceae
Product: Diphosphomevalonate decarboxylase
Exons: 3
Coding region: 282-1493 (403 amino acids)
Biological process (GO): isopentenyl diphosphate biosynthetic process, mevalonate pathway; isoprenoid biosynthetic process
Cellular component (GO): cytosol
Molecular function (GO): ATP binding; diphosphomevalonate decarboxylase activity
Source: RefSeq, a predicted model, not a curated record